Molecule: messenger RNA, 1270 nt
Organism: Gaeumannomyces tritici R3-111a-1
Lineage: Eukaryota; Fungi; Ascomycota; Sordariomycetes; Magnaporthales; Magnaporthaceae
Exons: 3
Coding region: 194-874 (226 amino acids)
Source: RefSeq, a predicted model, not a curated record
GAUACUAGCAGGCAGGUUGCCGAGACGAAACAACAAGUCACCAUCUCCCAAGCCAGCAGACGCAGCUUACCUUGUGUUCCCUGGCCACGGCCCGUUCUUCCCGUCUUGUUAUACGUGAAACCCUGUCUUGGACGGCCCGAAAAGACCAGCCUCAUAUUCUUCCUCAAGCUCCGCAAACGAGAAGCGAGAAGCGAUGGCACCAUUUGCAUCGGUCGGCGCCGCGGCGCUCCUCCUGGUCGCGUCGGCCAGCGCCCACUUCACCCUCCGGACGCCACCGUCCAUCGGAUUCGACGACAGCAAAGAGGGCGAGGGCCCCUGCGGCGGCUUCAAGCCCGACUUCGACAAGGGCAAAGUAACCGACUUCCACGUCGGCGGCGAGCCCAUCGGCACAAGUCAAAGCCACCCAUCGGCCAGGUGGCUAUACCGCGCAACCCUGGACCAGACUGCUACGGGUGGUUGGACACAAUUGUACCCAAUAGUUCUGCAGAACUCGCUGGGUUUCAUGUGCCAGCCCUCGGUGCCAGCCCCCGAGGCCUGGGUGGGCAAGAGGGGAGUCGUCGGCGUUGUCGCCAACGGCGACGACGGGCUACUCUAUCAGUGCGCCGCUGUCAACUUCGUUUCGGGCCAAGGCAAGGCGGAUGGAAGCACGUGCCAGAACUCGUCGAGCCAGAUCGUCUUCACGUCUGACCCUCAGCUCGCGGCACUCGCUAGUGGUUCCAUCUCGUCCCCGGAGGCCCCUCCAAAUAAUACCGCAUCCGGCGGCAGCGGUGGCGCGUCUGGUGGUGGAAGCAAGCCGAACAGCGCUGCGGUCGCGAUGGGCAAUAUCCUGGCAGUGCUCGCUAUAACAGGGCUAAGCGCCACUUACAUUCUGUAAGCUGAAGGGCUGCAGGAUAGGAUGAGGCUGGCAGAAAGAUUGAUCGAUAUGUUUCAUAAUAAGGAUGAGUGCUUCGAAGCUCUUUGUUUUGCCGUAUGUAACAGAAAGCGGUACGCAAAAAUCCAAUGGGAUGUAAUGUUCAACGACAAGGGCGAAAAAGCCGCCGAGACAUGGGCGCCCGGCUGACGAGCGCGCGGCGCAUUAGUUUCACUCCAACUUAUCUAUUACAUACUUAUUAGUAUAUAUCCUGCUUUAAUGUCCGAUAUCAUCCGCCUCUCUCCAUAAAAUAGACAAGAUUUAAACAAUCCAGCCUUGUUAUGAGGUGGUAAAAAACAUCCACGUUGGAUGGACUUUUUCAUGUUAAGGUGUGCGCGUAUGCAAAACACGGGAAUGUGU